AUGGUGUUCACUCGAUUUGUGGAAGUUGGUCGUGUCGUUUUGAUUAAGGCUGGUCCUUUUGUCAACAAAUUAGCCGUCAUUGUAGAGAUUCUUGACCACAGCAGAGUACUUAUCGACGGUCCACAGGCAAUCACAGGCGUGACUAGACAAGUCAUCAACUUGAAGCAGGUCGACUUGACCUCCUUUGUCGUCGCUAAUGUCACAAGAGGAAUGCUCCACAACAAGCUUUGCUUACGUUUCGAACAGGAUCACAUCGUCAAAAGAUUCGCUAAAACAGCUCAAGGAAAGGCUAUUGAGAGAUUCAACUUAAGAUCCAAAAUGACUGAUUUCGACGCCUUCAGAGUUAACAAGAUUAACAGAAACAUUGACGCCGUCGCUAGAGCUAUUGCUUUCAAGAAGUCUAAGUGA
Messenger RNA from Entamoeba invadens IP1, 408 nucleotides. Its product is annotated as 60S ribosomal protein L14, putative. Lineage: Eukaryota; Evosea; Mastigamoebida; Endamoebidae. Bases 1 to 408 code for a protein of 135 amino acids. Gene Ontology annotation, cellular component: ribosome; cytosolic large ribosomal subunit. The record is from RefSeq and is a predicted model, not a curated record. The transcript has a single exon. Gene Ontology annotation, molecular function: structural constituent of ribosome; RNA binding. Gene Ontology annotation, biological process: ribosomal large subunit biogenesis; translation.